This is a messenger RNA of Drosophila grimshawi, 1586 nucleotides long. RefSeq names its product solute carrier family 2, facilitated glucose transporter member 3. Gene Ontology annotation, molecular function: hexose transmembrane transporter activity. Lineage: Eukaryota; Metazoa; Arthropoda; Insecta; Diptera; Drosophilidae. Gene Ontology annotation, biological process: monosaccharide transmembrane transport. Gene Ontology annotation, cellular component: membrane. Bases 8 to 1480 code for a protein of 490 amino acids. The record is from RefSeq and is a predicted model, not a curated record. The transcript has 5 exons.
GUUGAUCAUGGAUAGUGCAACAGAGCUGAUGAAAGUGACGGGCGUGGUUCAGCGUCGGCCGCAGUGGACCCGUUUACUGAUCUGGAGCACAUUGGGAAGCACCAUUGGCACCGCUGUGCCUGGUGGUUAUUGCAUGGCCAUUAUCAAUAAUCCCGCCGUGCACAUGCGCUCCUGGUGUGAAUUGACCUUGCUGCAGAAUUAUGGGUGGCAGCUGACGCCCGCUGCCCUGGACACACUUUGGGCGUUGAUUGUGUCCAUCUACUUGAUUGGCGGCGUUUUAGGCUCCGCCUGUGCUGGCUGGGCAGCGAAUCGAUUUGGUCGACGUGGUUGCCUUUUGCUCAGUUGCUCACUGAUGCUGUUGGCGGCUUUUGGAUUUUUUUGCUGCCGUCUUCUGCAGUCGGUGGAGGUGCUGCUGCUCUGUCGUCUGGUGGUUGGAUUAGGCGCUGGUCUAAUAACUACCUGUCUGCCCAUGUAUCACAGUGAAAUUGCAGCAUUGACGCAGCGUGGCACUUUGGGCGUCUGCUGUGCGGUAGGCUUCUCCAUUGGCAUUUUGCUCGCUCAGAUCCUUAGCAUGGAUGGGCUGUUGGGUGGCGAACAGCAUUGGCAUAUUGCUCUUAGCUUUUAUGCGGUCUUCAUCGUCAUUUGCUUUGCUCCGUUUCGCUGCUAUGCUGAGAGUCCCAAGUGGUUGUACAUUGUGAAGGAGCAGCGUGAGAAGGCGCUUCGCAUGCUUGGCCGUUUGCGUGGCAGCAAGUUCGAUUUGCAGCAGGAGAUUGGGGUCAUGGAACAGGAGGCAGCCGGCAAGUGCCGCAGUCGCAGUUUGGGUGAAGUCCUCAAGGACAAAAGAAUGCUGCUUCCACUCGUCCUGCUCUGCGCUUAUCAGGGUGGCCAGCAGCUGACCGGCUGUUCUUCGAUUUUCUACUACUCCGCAGACUUAUUCAGGAGCAGCGGUCUCUCUCCAAUAGCAAUUGAAUGGUUGGUCCUGGCCGUUGGGAAUGUCAAUUUGCUCAUGUCACUGCUGAAUCCUUUGCUCAUGGCUAAUUUUAAUAGGCGCACUCUGAUGCUGCUCUCCAGCUUCUUGUGUGCGUUGCUCAUGUUUGCCUUUGGCUUGCUUGUCAAAUAUAGCUCAAUGAUACCCUGGUUAACCUAUGGUACCAUUGCCAGCAUAUUUCUUUUCCUUAUCGCCUUUCAGCUGGCCCUGGCUGCCAUGCCCUCCUUUAUAGGCACAGAGCUCUUUGAGGUGCCAUCGCGUUCGGUGGCCAACUCCUUGGGCAAUCAAGUGGGCUGGGGUUGCAAUUUCUUGGUGGGCUUUCUGUUUCCCACAAUGCACACAUUGCUGGACUUUUGGGUGUUCAUUUUAUUCUCCUUCUUCAGCUUGCUGCUCUUCUUGCUGACUAAAACCUAUAUGCCCGAGACGCGGGGACGAGAGGUUUCUGUUGUUGCCGAAUUGGUUUCUCGUGGAUUUAAAAGCAAAGUACGUUAAAUGUUUGAUUCAUUUAAGGAAUGUAUAAUUCUUAUAAUUAUUAUCAGGGGCAUACUUUGUAGCACUUAUAUCACUUAAGGGUGUUUAAUAUAAUAAAAAACGAGAA